Fonticula alba is the source of this 753-nucleotide messenger RNA. RefSeq lists its product as hypothetical. Gene Ontology annotation, molecular function: clathrin-cargo adaptor activity. The record is from RefSeq and is a predicted model, not a curated record. Gene Ontology annotation, biological process: intracellular protein transport; vesicle-mediated transport. NCBI's taxonomy places the organism in Eukaryota, Rotosphaerida, Fonticulaceae. The coding region runs from base 124 to 585 and encodes 153 amino acids. The transcript is spliced from 5 exons. Gene Ontology annotation, cellular component: intracellular membrane-bounded organelle; membrane coat; AP-1 adaptor complex.
UCUCUCUCUCUCCCUCCCUCCCCUUUCGCGACCCUCCCGGCCCUCUCCUCCCUUCCCCACCCGCCACCUCCAUUGCCCACCCCUGCGCGCCCAGUCGCCCUUUUCUCCCAUUUCUACGUCAACAUGAUGCAAUUUUUCCUCCUCAUCAAUCGCCAGGGCAAGGUUCGCCUGGCCAAGUGGUUCGUGCCGACCCCGACCUCCGAGAAGAACAAGAUUGCCCGCGAGGUCGCGCAGCUUGUCCUGAGCCGGCGUAACAAGAUGUGCAACUUCAUCGACUGGAAGGAUCGCAAGAUUGUCUACCGUCGCUAUGCCUCCCUUUACUUCAUCACCACCGUCGACAACGACGACAACGAGCUGUAUGCCCUGGAGGCCAUCCACCAGUAUGUCGAGGUUCUCGACCGCUACUUCGGCAACGUGUGCGAGCUCGAUCUCAUCUUCAACUUCCACAAGGCCUACUUUGUCCUUGAUGAGGUUCUCCUCGGCGGUGAGCUCCAGGAGUCCUCCAAGAAGGCAAUCCUCAAGAGUGUCGCUCAGCAGGAUAAUCUCAUGGAGAGUCCCGAGCACGCCCCCAUCUCUGAGAUCUGAGAGUCUCCCUCUCCUCUCCUCCCUUUCUCUUGGCCAGGCCCGGCACAUAGUUUCCGCCCGAAAUGCACCUUCCCCCUUGUACUUGCCAUCAACCUGCCUGGGUCGGGCUCUCCCCAUCCCGGUCGACUGUGCAUCCCUUCACAACUAUACAAACACAAAACCAUGCAA